Molecule: messenger RNA, 1068 nt
Organism: Metarhizium album ARSEF 1941
Lineage: Eukaryota; Fungi; Ascomycota; Sordariomycetes; Hypocreales; Clavicipitaceae
Product: Copper fist DNA binding domain protein
Exons: 2
Coding region: 1-1068 (355 amino acids)
Source: RefSeq, a predicted model, not a curated record
AUGCGAAAGUCACGCUCGGCCCACGUCAAGUGCGACUGCGGCGAGAAGACGAGCAAGUGUGCUCAUCUACAACAACCUGUGGAUGGACACAAGGAAGCCGAAUCGGAUCGCGAUCCUUUGGCCGCCGCUGCUGCUGCUGCACCACCCAAGCCCCCAAUCAGACGACGACGAGCCAAUACGGUCCACUCAGACGGACUUCUCUCGUUUGAUCAAAACGGCAAUCACAAACCAGCUGCCAAGCACAAUCGUGCCGCCCAAAAGUGCGGGCCAUAUCAGCUCAACCGGGUCAAUUCCACAAACAGCGCGAGCAGUCUCGGUGCUACGUCAGAGAGCAUGCUAUAUUCGGACGGCCAGGCACCCGACUCCUUUGGCCACCGCUCUCGGGCUGCGACGGCUCGCGAACAACGGCGGGUCAAGUCAGAAACUACUUCUCCAUUGAUGUCCAGCGGCAGUUUCACCCAGUUGCAGAGUGGACUCCCUCCCCUAGAUCUGUCAGGCAUCGACUAUCCUUCAUACGUUGUCAAUGGCUCCUUUGAAAUGUUCAGCUCAGGCGUUUCAUCAGAAGUAGAUGGACCAAUUUUCAGUGCCGGUCUAAGUGCUGCUUCCGUCGACUGGAGUCACUAUGACCUCGGUGAAGCCAAGCCGGAAAACUUUGCUCCGUCAAGCUACAGCCAAGCUGGUGCCCGAAGCUUCAACGGCCUCUUUGAAUUCGGCAGCGGCUCGGAGCAGCUUCCGCGUCUCGCAAACACGACGUCAACUUCGGGCGAAGUAUCUGAAGUCGAGGAUUUCUUGGGUAAUGGAGAUGGCGAUGUGGAGAGCUGCUUCAGCACCAACGGCCUCAUCCGCCCGGCCAAUAUUGUUGCGAGGUCAACAGACCUGGCCAGUAUCGACUAUGACAGCUUUUACAACAAGAACGCUGAGAAUAAUGUCGCGGUUGGAACCAUUUCCAUGGUGGAAGAAGAUGCGGCUUUUUGGAUGCCCAACUACAAUGACCGCAUCACCACCACGGUGGAUGAAAGCCCGGACCAAGUGGCUGCAACUUCCAUGGGACCUUUUUGGGAGCUAUGA